Molecule: messenger RNA, 180 nt
Organism: Laccaria bicolor S238N-H82
Lineage: Eukaryota; Fungi; Basidiomycota; Agaricomycetes; Agaricales; Hydnangiaceae
Exons: 2
Coding region: 1-180 (59 amino acids)
Source: RefSeq, a predicted model, not a curated record
AUGAAAGAAAGGGGCAUCAUUACAGAGAAACUCGUCGAAUAUAUGUGUUUCAAGUCCCACUACGAGAGUGCUGCAUCAAAGGAGGACAUACCAACGAACGAAUUCAUGGAGCGCGUCCCGCCUGAAAUAGUCUUAGAAUUGUUCGUUUUCUCAUUACCUCCUCGUUGUGCGGAAUCAUGA